CACGCUUCCCCCUUUCCCUCCUCCCUUAACCUUCCUGAGCCUCUCUCCACUAUAUAAACGUCGGCUGCAACCGCAGGAUUCAGCACACAACCAUGAAGCUGAUCGUCUUCGCCUGUCUGGCCGCCCUCGCCCUCGCCCGUCCUCAGACGCCCGAGUCUCAGGCCGAGACCGUUUUGGACGAGAGGUCCGACAACGGCGACGGUAACUUCCAGUACACCUUCGAAACGAGCAAUGGUAUUAGGGCCAACAAAAUUGGCAGUCCCGGGUCCAAGGGCCAGAGCAACAUGCAGGGCUCAUUCAGCUUCCUUCUUCCCGACGGAAGUGACAAACCUAAACUGCUGAAAUUAAUAUUUGGUGUUACACUGGCUUAUCUAGGCAAAUCCCACUUUCAAGAGCAGCGUAAGUACUCUGUUGAAAUGGGAAGUGUCAGACAAUAA
Messenger RNA from Penaeus monodon (black tiger shrimp), 437 nucleotides. RefSeq names its product cuticle protein AM1159-like. The record is from RefSeq and is a predicted model, not a curated record. Lineage: Eukaryota; Metazoa; Arthropoda; Malacostraca; Decapoda; Penaeidae. The transcript is spliced from 4 exons. Bases 93 to 437 code for a protein of 114 amino acids.